This is a messenger RNA of Dermacentor andersoni, 2125 nucleotides long. RefSeq names its product nucleoporin 88-like. Gene Ontology annotation, cellular component: nuclear pore. Gene Ontology annotation, molecular function: structural constituent of nuclear pore. Lineage: Eukaryota; Metazoa; Arthropoda; Arachnida; Ixodida; Ixodidae. The record is from RefSeq and is a predicted model, not a curated record. Gene Ontology annotation, biological process: protein import into nucleus; mRNA export from nucleus; ribosomal large subunit export from nucleus.
GCUGCGCGUCCGUCGUUACAAGAUGGCGGCAGCGUGGAAAUGUCGUGAUAGGAACAGUUCAUUUUUACACCAGUUGUCGUUGCAUGGCGACAAAUAUUGUUCUUCUAUUCAUACAAGGAUGCUCAUCGCUGCGUAUGACGAUUAUCUUGUCGCCUGGAGCCACCACCAGCAACGAUUGUUUGCUGUCAGCGCAAAAACAUUUUCAAGUACAGUUGAACCGGAUAAUUGCCUGGAGUUGCUGCUUUCCAACCCGCCUAUAUUCGAUGUUGACAACGUUCUCGUCAGUUGUACCAAGCACUUGCUGCUCACCGGGCCGCGGGGCAUAACCGUUGUAGUGCUACCGAAAACGCCAGCCACUCUGGUGAAAGAGAAAAAGACUUCAUGCAGGUCGUGGACACUUGGUGAACAUUUCUUCCUGUGCCACAAGUCUAUUUCUCUCGUCGACGUCGCCUGGCACCCCGACAGCGAGUCUGGCCUCCAUGUCCUCACUCUUACAAGUGAUAACAAUUUGAGGCUUUAUGACAUCGCAGAGCCACAGUCUGCUCAGCUGGUGCUACCAGUUGGUGUUAAUCAUGGCAUCACUGGUACACUCAGUGCCUCUGUUGGAGAUGCUGCAGUCAGCUUUGACUUUGGGGACCUCUCCACUGAAGGAAAAGCUCGGCAAGUCUUUGUACUUAUGGGAAGUGGAGACAUCUACCUGACUCACGUUUCGCCGCAGGAUGACAAUAGGUCACACCUGCGGCCUGUGUUCGGCCCACUGAGCAUGCAGCCCCAAGCAGAGGACAACUAUGGCGUUGAUGGCUAUUCCCUCAUCUGCCUGCGAGCUGCUGUCCCAAUGUUAGCCAUUGCCACUACCGGGGGCACACUUUACCACUGCCUUGCUCUUGGAACACAAGAUUUUUCACAUGGCACAAGGGAAGAGUGCGAGGAGGUUUCAUUGUACGUGUUUGAAAAAAUUAGGCUGGACUUAACCUUUUCACCGUCUACUGCCGAAGAGGAAAUCUUUACUUGCCCAAUUCGACUUCACAAAGACUCCACCAACCAUCAACGAUACAUCUGUGUUCACAAUGCUGGUGUGCAUGCCGUGGCUGUGCCCUUCAUUGACCAUCUGCAAGCAUUCGCUGAAGAUGACACAGCCAUGCAGAUGGUGUCACAGCUGCACACUGAAACAUCCAUAGUAGAGAGCCUGUUGUGCACUCGUGCCUUGGCCAGCAGCAAGCCUGCACCUCCUAUUGGGGUAGCUGUGGUACCGGGACACCCAGGACCACUACUGAUUGUUCUUACGGCGGCCUGGAAGCUGGUCACCAUAACGCUUAUGCAGGGUUACCAGAGUUACUUGCCAGCCCUGCUGUCCCAGAGCCAACAAAACACACCGCUGACAAGCAAGCAGGGUGCCAGCAGCAGUCUGGUGGCUCACGUGCAACAGCUGUUGGAUGGUCACAGCCUCCCUACACUCGCGCAAGCGGCUGAGGAUUGCACACCUCAGCAGAGCCUCGAGCUCCUACUGACUGCCACACAGCGCAUCCGUGAGCAGUGGAUCCAGAAGCUUGAGGCUUGCCAGCUACUCAUUGCACGGAGAGUUCAGGCUGCUCACGAUCAAAGGGAUCUGCAGCUGGAGAAGUUGAGUGCUCUGCUUGAAGAACUGGGAGUACUUCAGCAACGUGACAAAACGCUGAGAACCAGAUAUGAAGCCCUGUACUCCACACAGCAGAAGCUUGUGAAAAGGGUUGAAGAUGUGUUGCAUCAGCUGCAGCGUCAGGUGCCUGUGCUCUCUACAGCCGAGCAAGCAAUGACAGAGGAGUUGAAGACCAUCCAAGAACAGCUCAAAAUGUUUAAGGAGUCACUGGAGCAGGCUCAAGCCAAGCAGAAAUACCAAGAGCAGAGCAACAGGGAUCAGGAGACUAACAGAAUUGCUGGCCGAUAUCAGACGAGGAACCUGACGGCGAACCAAGUACAGCAAAUUCGCAAGGCCCUCAAGCAGGAGGGUGACAUUAUAGCUGAGCUGGUGCAGCGGCUCUCAGCAUUGAUGGACUAGCGGCAUUCAUCCCUUGUACAUAUGCAUUGUAUGUUAAUAAAAUCUCCUUUUCAAUGUAUUUUACAAUAUAAAUGAGCAAUGCAAGCUUAA